AUGGUCUCUACCGACGAAAACGUAGGAAACAAGUUAGUUUUCUGUCAUUUUAUGAUGGGCAUCGUCAGCAACCGUGAAGGCGCUUGCGACUAUGACGAUGACAUGAAACGUGCCAAAGAGGCGGGCAUCGACGCCUUUGCAUUGAAUAUUGGCACCGACUCUUACACCGACACUCAACUGAACUAUGCCUAUGAAUCUGCCGCCAACAACAGCAUGAAAGUGUUCAUGUCCUUCGACUUCAACUGGUGGCAGACUAGCCAAGGUAGCGAAGUCGGCCUCAAGAUCGCGCAGUACGCAAACCAUCCCGCACAACUCAUGGUCGAUGGAAAGGUCUUUGUAUCGUCAUUUUUAGGUGACGGUGUCGAUGUCGACGCAAUCAGAUCUGCUGCUGGCAGUGAGAUCUUCUUUGCACCGAAUUUCCAGCCUGGUCAGGGUGAUUUCGAUAAGAUCGACGGCGCUUUGAACUGGAUGGGCUGGGACAGUGAUGGAAACAACAAGGCUCCGACUGCUGAGCAGAAGGUCACUGUUGCAGAUAGCGAUGAGGUUUAUACUAAAGCUCUUCAGGGAAAAGCAUACAUUGCGCCCGUUUCACCUUGGUUCUCAACUCACUAUGGCCCCGAGGUCUCUUACAGCAAGAACUGGGUGUUCCCUUCCGACCUGCUGUGGUAUGAACGGUGGAAAGAGAUCCUACGUCUCAGCCCUCGCUUUGUGGAGAUCAUCACCUGGAAUGACUAUGGUGAGUCACACUAUGUUGGCCCGCUGGCGUCACCACACACAGACGAUGGUGCCUCGAAGUGGGCGAUGGACAUGCCUCACAACGGCUGGCUCGACAUGGCAAAGCCUUUCAUCGCCGCUUACAAAGCAGGCUCCAAGUUGCCGAUCAGAUUCAUAGAGGAAGAGAAACUGGUUUACUGGUACCGGCCAAACAUGAAGGGCGUCGAUUGUGACCCAACGGAUACAACCAUGCAAGGCAGCGCCAACAACAACACCGGCAACUUUUUCCGCGGCCGGCCGGACGGCGCCGACACCAUGCUGGACGAGGUUUUCAUCGUCACGAUACUAAAGAAGCCUGCGAUGGUGCGGGUGCAGUCUGGUGAUAAGACUGAGACCUACAUCGCACCCCCGGGGGUCUGGUCACACUCAGUACCGAUGGGAGUGGGCAAGCAGAGUUUCAAGGUCACCCGCGGCUUCCGGACGGUUCAGGCUUUGUCGGGGACGAGCUUGAAGGACGUUCUUGACACGUGCGUCUGCGGCAUCUACAACUUCAAUGCCUAUGUGGGCACUUUGCCGGCGGAGGACAAUAUCGACCAGCUGCAGCCAGCUGGGUUGGCUAUGCUGUCGGACGGAUUACUAGUGAAGCCCCAGAUCAACACUUUGGGUCUAGCCUUGAGUGAGUUACGGUCCGAAUUUUAG
Messenger RNA from Penicillium digitatum Pd1, 1413 nucleotides. Its product is annotated as glycoside hydrolase family 71 protein. NCBI's taxonomy places the organism in Eukaryota, Fungi, Ascomycota, Eurotiomycetes, Eurotiales, Aspergillaceae. Gene Ontology annotation, molecular function: glucan endo-1,3-alpha-glucosidase activity. The record is from RefSeq and is a predicted model, not a curated record.